This is a messenger RNA of Poecilia reticulata (guppy), 1702 nucleotides long. The record is from RefSeq and is a predicted model, not a curated record. NCBI's taxonomy places the organism in Eukaryota, Metazoa, Chordata, Actinopteri, Cyprinodontiformes, Poeciliidae.
GUUGACGUAGAUCCCCUAAAUUUGUGGCUGGGCCAUUUUGUGUCUCGCUCACGAUUUUAGAGCCUUGACAUUUUACGGCGCGUCUGUUAAACGCUGCGCAUAAACGCAAACUGUCAAAAGCUGCCUGAUUUGGAUUCUUCUCCUUAUUUGAAACCUGACACCGCUGAUGUUUCAGCGCCCAUGUCCUCCCGUUGGUUGUGCGCUGCGGAGUGAUAUUCCAUUGGAACCGACAAUGUGGAGGCUGUGAAAAUGUCUACUUGGGAAAAGAAAUGAUUGCAGUUUCUCCAAGUGAAAGGAAACAGAGUACCGCAAGAGUUAUGGUCCGCGUUAAAGACGCGAGGUCGGCUUCGUAACGAAGACAAACAACAAGGCGAGACAACAGAGGAGCGUUUUAUAUCGUCUUUCCUGCGCUUCAUCAAGCCCACAGACCGGGACCACAGAGGAGAAGGAUUCUAUCCCUAACUUUGUUUUUCUUCUCUUAUAUAUUGUCUUGCCACUACUCGCUGCUGGAUGCUACACUGCUGACUCCAGUCUGUUGCUGAGACUGUAAAGGCCCAGUGAACAGCAUCAGAGAAUGGCUACAGUGGAAAACGACAAGGAGCUGAGCGACUUGCUGGAUUUUAGUGCGAUGUUUGAACCUCCAGUUUCGAAUGGAAAGAAUGGGCCGACUACUCUCGCCAGCAGCCAGUUUGGAGGUCCCGGUGUAGAUGAGAGGAGAGGGUCCGGUCCGUGGGGACCAGGGGAGCAGACUAGUCCAUCUUUCAACCAGGGAAGGGUUUUCGAAGAGGGUCUUUACAGUGAGAGAGAAAGUCUGGCCUCUAMSCCGGUAUUUGGACCAGGCAUUGCUGGGAAAGCUGAACGAGGGUCAUACUCAUCAUUUGGGAYGCAGCCUGGUUUUAUGCCAAGUGAGAUACCCCUGGGCAGUCCUGAUAGCUUCUCUCCGCCUUCUGCCAAGUCCAAUUCCCAGUUUUAUUCAUCCUAUGAGAGGAAGAGACCCGCACAGGACCUCACUGCAAAUCCGCAGCCAAAAAAGAUUCGGAAGGUUCCUCCUGGCCUGCCCUCCUCAGUUUACCCCACAGCCACAGGAGAGGAUUUUAAUCGGGACACCACUUGCUUCCCAGCCUCCAAAGCAGGAAAUGUCUACCAACCAGCGUACUACAUGCAAGAUGCCCACCCACCCUCUGAUCCUUGGGGCUCUGCCGGGUCGAUGAUUCAGCCUGGAUACUCUGCCGUGUUGGGGAACUCCCCCCAUCUGGGCCAGCAUGGCCCGUUCACUGCCAUAAACCCUCAGGACAGAAUGAAGCGGCAUCCCCUUCCCCUCUCACCCCAGAACUACCCCCUGCAUGGCAGUGAAGUGAACGGAGCUCAUCCCACCAGCUUCCACGCAGGCUCCAGCAGCUUUGGAGUCCCCAGCCACACACCCCCCAUCGCUGGCACUGAAACGAUUAUGGCAAAUCGGGGUGCUGUACCUGGAAGUUCGGGUGACGAGAUUGGAAAAGCCCUGGCAUCAGCUGUGUCAGACCAAAGCACCCACUGUCAGCUUGGCUUUGUUUCCACGUCAGAAGAAUGUUUUCUGGCUUGUUCGACCAGACGUCUCCAGACUGUAGGUUCUGCAUCACAGUGGACUCGGUCCUCAGGCCAGGCCACCCCGUCACCUAACUUUGAGGGAGGAAUUCAAUCCAUGGUGAGUCACUUAGUGUGA